Molecule: messenger RNA, 6519 nt
Organism: Lates calcarifer (barramundi perch)
Lineage: Eukaryota; Metazoa; Chordata; Actinopteri; Centropomidae
Product: protein mono-ADP-ribosyltransferase PARP14
Exons: 23
Coding region: 69-5669 (1866 amino acids)
Biological process (GO): negative regulation of gene expression
Cellular component (GO): cytoplasm; nucleus
Molecular function (GO): transcription corepressor activity; NAD+ poly-ADP-ribosyltransferase activity; nucleic acid binding
Source: RefSeq, a predicted model, not a curated record
AAUCGAAAGUGAAAGCAGAGCUGACGGUGUCGGUGUGACAGAGUAAGAGCAGCAGCAGCAGCAGGAGGAUGAUGGAAGAAACCGAGGCACGGGUGAUCGUGGAGGGGGAUUGGAGUCCGGCUCAGACCAGAUCCCUGAAGAACAAACUGCAACUUUACUUCCAGAGCAAGAAGAAGUCCAGCGGGGGGGACUGCCGGGUGGAGGUGGAGGACGGAGACCCGAGAGCCUCCGUGUUCUUCAGAUCAGAGGAGGUGAGAGACCGAGUCCUGGCCAGAGACAACCAUGAAAUCAUCCUGGAGGGUCGAACCAUCAGGUUACAGCUCAGAUCUGCAGCAAGCCCAACCAACACUGACAACGUCUCAGAUUCAAAGACUCAGACGUCAGAAGGUGGAGCCGCUGCAGCCAACAAAGACGACUCAGAGUCCGUUCAGAGCGCUGCAGUGGUGCUGGAGAACGUGUCAGACAACAUGUGCAGAGAUCUGCUGGUGAUGCUGGUGGAGAACGUCUCAGGUUUGGACGAGAGCGGCUUCAGUCUGGAGAUCAUCUGGGAAACCAACAGAGCUGUGGUCACCUUCAACAAGCCUGCAGAUGCAGAGAAGUUCCUGACUGAGAGUCAGACCAGCGGGAAGAUGCAGAAACAAGGACUGACCGCUCAACCACUGGAGGCAGCAAAGAGCGUCAGAGUGGAGAAUCUUCCUCCAACCGUGCUUAAAGACAUGUUGGAGCUGUAUUUUGAGAAGAACUGGACUCUGCCGGACAAUAUCGUCAUGAUCCCGGAUGAACAGGCUGCUGUUGUCACUUUCAGUGCCCCAAAAGUUGUGGAAAGCAUUUGCACAAAAGAAGACUACAAGAUAGGCUCCAUCCCUGUUAAGGUGUAUCCAUACCAAGAGGUCCUGGGCACUGCCUUGUACGGCAAAGAACGACCAGCAUGGAAGAUGCCUGAGCCCAUCACUGAGAGUGUUCACCACAUCAUCUGGAAAUUCCUCCUGAUGAAGAAACAGUUAAAAGUCAUCAACGAUAAGAUGCGUCCGUACUUCUGCAGUGUGGACUUAGAUAAUCCUGAGGUGAAACUCAGCCCUCUCCCAAGCUUUUUGAGGCAGAAAGAUCUGACUGCCAAACAUGUAGACAACUGGGCAAGCACCGCUCUAAAGGCCUUCCGUAAACAAAUGUCUCAGUACUCAGCCUUUGAAUGUCCAGCGAAUGCACUUGCGUGGAAAGCUGCAGAGAAAGAAGUCCGUUCGGUCGUCAGGGAAGACGCUGUCCUGGUGCUGGAUGCAUCCAGGCAGACUUUGACCGUGGCUGGUCAAGCUGAUGAUAUAAAACGAAUCCGGGCUCCUGUGGAGAACAUUGUUCUCAAAGCCAUGAGUCAGAUUGAACGGCAGAGAAAUGGUGUCUCUGAGGUGAUGGGUUUGUCUCCUGCUAUGUUCUACAUCCUGAAGCAAGAUGGGUUACAGAAAGCAGUAUCCGACAUUUCCCCUGAGAUGAACCUCUCCUACGAUGAAGUUGGCCAGAAGUUAACCAUUUCAGGGCUCCCUGCAGAGGUUUACAAGACCAAAGCAUGGAUCUUGGAGAGGAAUGUGCGUAUGAGUAAAAAACAGCUGAAUCUUCCCCCAUGUCUUCUAGACUUUCUGAAGACUGUGGAUGCCAUGGACAUGUCACAAGACCUGUUCACAUCCCAAGGGAUCAGUGCCAUCUACAGUGCUGACAACAAAGGGGUGUUACUGUUGGGGAGUUCUGACAGUAUCCUCACUGAUGCAGAAAGAAAGAUGAAGACAGUUCUGUCCAUGCAGACUCUGGAUGUUGAAGACCAGGAGGUUCUGAAACGUCACAACUGGGCGGACCUGAACCAACAACUUCUGGACACCUACAACUCCUUAAAGAAGAAAACAGUAGUCAUUCAGAUCCAUCCAGAGAGAGGAGACAAGAUAACGGUGGCUGGCUUUGUGAAUCCAGUGAAUGAGGUCAGCCGCAGUCUGAAGGAGUUCAUCGAGAACUACUCGCGGGUUCAAGAAACCGUUCGUGUCGAGUCCUGUGCUGUUGUUCAGUUCAUUGAGAAGAAAAAAUCACAUGAUUGGUUCAGUAUUGCCAAAGCUACUGAUGUGACAGUCCGUUUUGAUUCAGACAGGCCAAGAUUCACCAUUGCUGGGGCUCGUCUUCAUGUUCGGAAAGCCAGAGCCUGCUUUCAGGAAAUGGCCAGUGCUCUCUUCACUGACAACUUCAUUGUAGACAAGCCUGGAGCUAAGAAGUACUUCCAGUCUUAUGGAAGCAUGUUCCUGUCUACAGUAAUGAAUGAGUUCAGCUGUGUGGUGGUGCUUCGUCCAGAGAAUCAGGAGGAAGAGGAGGAGGAAGAGAACUAUGAGGAAGAAAGUGGCCUCUGUUACUGCAAAGUGCAGACUACCAGCAGAGUUCUGGUUUCAGUUAGCAAGGCAGACAUCUGUAGCUUCAAUGUUGACGCAGUAGUUAACGCAGCCAAUGAAGACUUACAGCACAUCGGUGGCUUGGCGUUGGCACUGCUCAAGGCUGCAGGACCACAACUGCAGAAAAUCAGCAACGACUAUGUCUCCAAAAACGGAAAGCUACGCCCAGGUGACGCCAUCGUAACAGACGCAGGUAACCUACCUUGCAAAUACGUUGUACAUGCAGUCGGUCCACGGUUCUCUGACUCUGACCAGAAGACAUCAGUGUCACGUCUGAAGCUUGCUGUUAAAGAAAGUCUGAAACAAGCAGAGAUGGUCAGCUGCUCCAGCAUCGCCCUGCCAGCGAUCAGCUCAGGUGUGUUUGGUUUUCCUGUCGAGCUCUGUGCUGAGACCAUCGCCCAGGCAGUGCGGGAGUACUGCGACAGUCCACGAGGUCCAGGAUCGUUGACUGAGAUUCACCUGGUGGAUAACAACAAUAACACUGUCAGUGUUCUGGCCAAAGCUGUCAACCAAGAGUUCAUUGACCUUGGACCGACAAUGACAAUACCACAGCAGGCAGGCGGGAAAGGCCCCGGAGCUUCAGGUGGUCGAGGUCGAAGUCGUGGUCGUGGUAAGAGCCAGUCUCCCAGGGGCCACUGGUUUGGUGGAAAAGGAAGAGGAGGAGGUGGAGGAGGAGGAGGAGGAGGAAGAGGAGCUGGAUAUCAUGGAGGAAAGCAGGGUAACUGGGGAGGUCAGAGCCACAGGGGACACGGCAGGCCUGAAGAGUAUGGAGGGUCAGGGAGGUUUGAGCAGACCACAGCUGAAGGUCUGAAGAUUGUUCUCUGCAAGGGAAACAUUCAGGACCAGAAGACUGACAUCAUCAUCAACACCAUCUCAGAGAACAUGAAUCUGAACCAGGGAGCUGUUUCCAAAGCGAUCCUUGAGGCGGCCGGGCCCGGUCUGCAGUCAGCUGUUCGUUCUGAAGCCGGAGUGGCCACACUGCAGUACACCGACGUCGUCGUCACCGACGGUUUUAAUCUCAGUUGUCAGAAAGUCUUUCACACUGUUUGCCCUUUUUGGGACAACGGAGCAGGACAGGCAGAGGAGGCGUUAAUAACCAUCAUCAGAUAUUGUCUGAAGGAAGCUGAGAAGCAUAAGAUGGCGUCCCUGUCCUUCCCGGCAAUCGGUACAGGAAACCUGAGCUUCCCCAGAGACCUGGUGUCCAGAGUCCUGCUGAGAGAGAUCCACUUAUACAGUUGCAAGAGAACCCCUCGCCAUCUGAGAGAGGUGGACAUCGUCGUUCACCCCAGCGACAACGAAACUGUGGAUUGUUUCACCAGGGAGUUCAGAGGUCAGACUGGUCAGAGAAACAUUCAACGUGAAGCACAGGAAUUUAACGAGUCACCAGUUCAGCAAUCAGUCAGCCAAUCACAACAGUCCUCAGCCUCGUCCUUCAGUCGGGUGUCGUCCCCCUCCCUCGGUGUGUACCGGAUGCAGAUGGGUCAGCUCGCCCUCGAGGUGUCAUCAGGUGACAUUACCAAGGAAGCCAGUGAUGUCAUCAUCAACUCCUCCAAUUCGGACUUUACUCUCAAAGCAGGAGUCUCCAAGGCGAUCUUAGACCGCGCUGGACUCUCUGUGGAGCUGGAGUGCUCGCAGAUCGUGAACUCUCCCGGUUACCAGCCUGGUCCACUGAUCCUGACCUCAGCUGGAAACCUGCCCAGCAAACACAUCAUCCAUGUCGUCGGCCAGAACGAUCCCGCAAAGAUCAAGGACAUGGUUUACUCAGUACUGAAGGUCUGUGAGGAAAACAAGUUCAACUCGGUCUCCUUCCCAGCACUGGGAACAGGUCAGGGAGGGGCUAACCCCUCAGCGGUGGCAGAUGCGAUGGUGGAGGCGGUGGUGGAGUUUAUUAGGAAGAAGCACCCGAAGUCUGUUCGCAGCAUGAAGAUCCUGAUCUUCCAGACGGCCAUGAUAGCAGAGUUCCACAAGAGCAUGAAGAAGAGAGAGGGAGCGGAGGUGGAGGAGAAGAGCGUCUUCACCAAGAUCAAAGACACUUUCACUUCGUUGCUUGGACUGGGGGAGGAGCGGCCCAGUGCUGAGGACCUGGUCCUGGAGCAGGAGGAGUUUGAGCCCACGGUGUUUCAGCUGUGUGCUGACAAUGAAAAGGCUGUGAGUCAGGCUAAGAAAAGGAUAACAGAGCUGAUUGUGGCUGAACAGGCACAGAAAACCAUCACUGACCCGUACAUCAGUCAGCUGACGCAGGCCGACAUGGAGCAGCUGGGGAACCUGCAGAGGAAACUGACAGUCAGCAUCCGUCUGGACAAAGGACUGGAAGACCAGGAGCCCAAAAUCCACCUGGAGGGUCUGACCAGGGACGUCUUCACCGCUGAGUCUGAAGUCAGGGACAUCAUCCGAAGGGUGGAGAGGAAUGAGAACUUAAGAAGCAAGGCCCUCCUGACAAGUGGACUGGUAGAAUGGCAGUUUCAGCACCAUAGUGGGACAAUGGUGCCCUUCGACAUCCACACCAACCUUAAACUCGAGGAGGCCUUCGAGAAAAAACAAAGUGUGAAGAUCAAGAUCAAUAAUGACACAUACACUGCUGAUCCAACUUUUAAAAAAGCUGAUUCAGCAAAUGGGCGUAAACACUUGGAACUUCUUAGAAAAGAGUUAAAAGAUGACGCUGUCCUGCCUGGGAACUGGAAUGACAUGAAAGGCAGCCUUCUGAAGCUGUUUCCUGUGACUCAGGGAUCUAAGGAAUACAGUGAUGUGGAGACAGAACUCACAAAGACCGGUCUUACUGCGAACAUCAUCAGUAUUGAACGGGUCCAAAAUACGACUCUGUGGCAGAGCUACCAGCUCAUGAAGAAACAACUGGAGGUGAAGAACAAACGUACAAACAACGAAAAGCUGCUCUUUCACGGCACCGGAGCCAACUCCAUCGAUCUCAUCAACAAUCAGGGCUUCAACCGCAGCUACGCAGGAACACAUGCUGCGAUGUACGGUAAUGGCUCCUACUUUGCUGUGGACCCUGCCUACUCAGCGCGGGGCUAUGCCAAGCCUGACACCAAGGGGCACAAGCGCAUGUACCUGGCCAGAGUCCUGGUUGGUGACCACACCCAGGGAAGAGCUGGUUUGAUCGCUCCGCCCUCCAAAGGCUCUGGGAAUGCUGCAGAUCUGUAUGACAGUGUUACUGAUAACGCUGCCAACCCAAGCAUGUUUAUUGUCUUCAGUGACAUACAGGCAUACCCAGAAUACCUUAUCACAUUUACAUGAACUGCCACGAUCACACUAUGCUGAUGUACUGAUAAUGUUUAAAUUCACUCUGCAAAAUCAAGUUAAAGUAACGGAUAUAAUAUUGUAGAACAUUUUUAAAGGGGCAGUAGUCAUUUUCUUGAUGGAAUUUCCAAACUCUCAUGAACACAUGCAGAAGAAAAAAUCACACUGUCUCUGACAGAAGGUUAAAGUCAUUUAAAAAAUAAAUAUAUUACAAACACAUCAUAUGUCAUUUUCACAUUGUAUUCUCUGUUUGUUUUUGGAUAUAGUUUGACAUUUAUCAGAGGAAGACUGUGUUAGCUGCUUUAUUUAGAAUUGGAUUAGAUUUCAAUCAGUUCAGUUCCAUCUUUGUGUGAUGUAGAACAAUAUGUUGGACGUUGUGUUACAUUUCUUCAGAAAUGUAAACAAUAUCAGGGUUAGAUAGCUUCCACAGAUCACACUUGAUUGAUCAACUUGAUUGACUCAAAUUAUUUCUUUGGUAAACAGGACGUUGCAGCAGCGGUGUUGUUGGUAACAAAUGGUAAAUGGUGUUUUCAUUCUGAAACAUAAUAUCUGGGCUACAGCUUUAGCUUUCUGGUAUUUUCAGCCAUGCUAGCACCAUGGCUCUGUGGGUAGCAGUGUCAUUCUGUUGGUCUGUCUCUUUUGUCCAGACUCAAUUAUUUCAACAAAUAUUGGUUGGAUUAUCAUGGAGCUGUGUUUUCCUGGUUGUUUUCCUGGUUUUCUGACUUUUCAUCCAACACCAUCAUCAAGUCUUGUUAAUAGAGUGAGUGCAGACACUGUAACUGUGCUGAACAGCUGUGACUAUGUUCCUGUAAACUUCAUUUGCUUUCAGUAAAGAUUGAAAUCUGAA